This is a messenger RNA of Nilaparvata lugens (brown planthopper), 14562 nucleotides long. It is a transcript of the gene Dhc64C, whose product is annotated as dynein heavy chain, cytoplasmic. The transcript has 73 exons. Bases 188 to 14116 code for a protein of 4642 amino acids. The record is from RefSeq and is a predicted model, not a curated record. Gene Ontology annotation, cellular component: dynein complex. Gene Ontology annotation, molecular function: minus-end-directed microtubule motor activity; ATP hydrolysis activity; dynein intermediate chain binding. NCBI's taxonomy places the organism in Eukaryota, Metazoa, Arthropoda, Insecta, Hemiptera, Delphacidae. Gene Ontology annotation, biological process: microtubule-based movement.
CGAUGAUGAUUCAUUUCGGUGUCGGCGCUCAUUCUCGUUCCUUCAUGUUUGAUUUGUUGGCGAUGUGAUUAAUGUUCAAUUGACUAUUUGCGUUGAUUUAUUUCUGUUAUUUCUCAAAAAGAAAUUAAAUGUUGAUCUAUUUAUGUUCAAUGUUCUUAUAAAUUAAUGUUUAUUUGUUGAGUUUACAAUGGGCGAUUCUCUUGAGGGCGUUGAUGCUCCUCCGGAGGAACAGACCGUAGCAGUCGUCGAAGUAACGGAUUUCACGAAUUAUCUCAAGAAGAUCGUUCCUAUUUUACUACAAGAAGAUGAAAUCAAUUAUUCUGCUCUCAAUUCAGCGUUGGAAGACCGUAAUAACGUUGAAUUGAUUAAAAAGUUUUUGGGCGAUUCUCAAGUCUGUACACUUUUUGUUCAACGCAGUUCUUCAAAAGAUGAUGAAAAUGAAGGUGGAGAAAAUGAGGACGAUAAAGAAGUUUCUGGCUUUCUUAUAUCCAACGAAGUAUCGUUUACUAAUCCUAAGAUGAUGAGUGUGGCUUUUGUGAAGAGAGGUGGUGUGGUCGAGGCAGAUAAAAGCAUUCAAUCGCAGAUAAGAGUGAUGAAUUUCAGCGAGGGAUCGCCUUACGAAACCCUCCACUCAUUCAUAAGCAAAUCCAUGGCUCCCUACUUCAAGAGCUUCAUCAAGGAAUCAGGCCGUGCUGACAGAGACGGCGACAAGAUGGCGCCGUCGGUGGAGAAGAAGAUGAUCGAGCUGGAGAUGGGUUUGCUGCACCUGCAGCAGAACAUCGACAUCCCGGAGAUCACACUGCCGGUGCACGCGACGGUGGCGGCUGUCAUCAAGCGCUGCGCCGAGGAGGGUCGCAAGCCCAAGGUGGCCGACUUCGGCGACAAGGUCGAGGACUCCACCUUCCUCAACGCGCUCCAGAACGGCGUCAAUCGUUGGAUCAAGGAAAUACAAAAGGUGACAAAAUUGGAUCGAGACCCAUCCUCAGGCACGGCUCUGCAAGAAAUCAGCUUCUGGUUGAACUUGGAGCGCGCUCUCUAUCGCAUCCAGGAGAAGAGAGAAAGCUUGGAAGUUGCUCUUACACUUGAUAUUCUCAAGCAUGGAAAACGGUUUCACGCAACUGUUAGCUUUGAUACUGAUACAGGUCUGAAACAAGCAUUGGCUACCGUGAACAAUUACAAUCCACUGAUGAAAGAUUUCCCAAUCAAUGAUUUGCUGUCAGCGACUGAGUUGGAUAAAAUUCGUCAUGCUGAGCAAAUGAUUUUCACUCAUCUGAAGAAGAUUCGCAGCACCAAAUACCCCAUGCAGCGUGCAUUGCGUCUUGUUGAAGCUAUUUCUCGUGAUCUUGGUGUUCAAUUGCUAAAGGUAUUGGGUACUAGAAGAUUGAUGCACAUACCGUUCGAUGAGUUUGAAAAAGUGAUGACUCAGUGCUCAGCCGUGUUCUCAACCUGGGAUGAUGAAUAUGACAAGCUUCAGGGCCUUCUAAGAGACAUAGUGAAGAAGAAACGCGACAAGCAGAUGAAAAUGGUAUGGCGCGUGUCGCCGUCUCACAAACGACACCAGGUGCGCCUGGAGCACAUGCGCCGCUUCCGGCACCAGCACGAGCAGCUGCGCACUGUGAUUGUGCGCGUGUUGCGCCCCAGUCUGCAGCAGGCACCCUCCAGUCAAGAUGGCGGCGGUGCGCCCACAGCUGACGACACACAGCGCACUCCCGAUCCGCUCUCGCUCGAGGCCGCCGAUGCCAGUGCUAUCGAGGAGGUGAACAUGGCGUACGAGAACGUGAAGGAGGUGGACUGCCUGGACAUGACGCGAGAGGGUGUGGAGGCGUGGGAUGCCGCCGUGGCGCGCUACGAGGAGCGCAUCGACCGUGUGGAGGCGCGCAUCACAGCGCACCUACGCGACCAACUGGGCACCGCCAAGAACGCCAACGAGAUGUUCCGCAUCUUCUCGCGUUUCAACGCGCUGUUCGUGCGGCCGCACAUUCGCGGCGCCAUUCGUGAGUACCAGACGCAGCUCAUACAACGUGUCAAGGACGACAUUGAAGCGCUGCACGAGAAGUUCAAGGUGCAAUAUCCUCUGAGUAAAAGUUCACGUAUGAGUUUCGUGAGAGAUCUUCCGCCAGUUGCCGGCUCCAUAAUCUGGGCCAAACAGAUCGAUCGCCAGCUCACUGCCUACCUUCGCAGAGUCGAGGAUGUCUUGGGAAAGGGCUGGGAAAAUCACAUUGAAGGACAGAAACUGAAAGCUGAUGGUGACAGUUUUCGUUUGAAGUUGAAUACUCAAGAGAUAUUCGAAGACUGGGCUCGCAAGGUACAGCAGAGAAAUCUGGGAGUCUCAGGCCGCAUCUUUGCUAUUGAAGUCACUCGGUCACGAACUGGACGAGGAAAUGUGCUGAAAUUAAGGGUGAACUUUCUGCCUGAGAUCAUAACUUUGUCGAAGGAAGUUCGAAAUCUGAAAAAUCUUGGCUUCAGAGUGCCGUUGGCCAUAGUGAACAAGGCUCAGCAAGCAAACCAGCUCUAUCCGUUCGCCAUCUCUCUCAUUGAAAGUGUACGGACAUAUGAGCGCACUCUCGAAAAGCUCACAAACAGGAGUUCACCUCCUAGUCCAUCAUUCAAGAUGGAGGAUAAGACAAGUAUCAUUCCUCUAGUAGCUGGUCUUCGCAAGGAAGUUCAAAAUCUCAUUUCUGAGGGAAUACAACUUGUGUGGGAAAGCUAUAAGCUUGAUCAGUACGUGCAGAGACUGGCAGAACAAGUGUUCAACUUCCAGGAGAAAGUAGAAGACCUUUUGGUUGUUGAGGAGCAGCUUGACGUGGACGUGAGGUCCCUGGAGACAUGUCCCUACUCGGCCAACACUUUCGCCGAUAUUCUCGGCAAGAUUCAGCAUGCCGUUGAUGACCUCUCUCUGCGACAAUACUCCAACCUGCACAUUUGGGUCAACAGAUUGGAUCAAGAGGUUGAGAAAAAUCUUGGUGUACGACUGCAAGCUGGCAUUCAGGCAUGGACCGAUGCAUUGGAAGGAAAGAAGAAAGAAAUUGAUCUGAGUAUGGACACCGAUGCUCCGGCUCAGCCAACUCACAAGCCGGGAGGAGAUCCGCAGAUUCAAGUGAUGAUUCACGAGGUUCGCAUCACCAAUCAGAUUAUGUACUUAUUCCCCAGCAUUGAAGAGGCUCGUCUGCAAAUAAUCCAGCAAAUGUUCCAGUGGGAAGCCAUUGUCACAUCACAGAUCAGACUACAGAGCUCCCGUUAUCAGGUCGGACUUGAUAAGCCAACUUCACAAACUUACCGCAAUCUGUUGGGCAAAUUACCACAGGCAGUGAUCGAAUCAGCUUAUGAAGCUAUAGAGAAGAAGAUUGCUGAUAUUUCCAAUUACGUUGAUGACUGGUUGAGAUAUCAGUCAUUGUGGGACUUGCAAGGAGAUACAUUGUAUGGUCGCUUGGGUGAAAAUGUCGAGCUAUGGAUGAAGUGCUUGAACGAUGUUAAGAAAUCAAGAACAACUUUUGAUACAUCAGAUACAAGACGGGAAUUCGGCCCUAUUGUGAUCGACUAUGCUAAAGUUCAAAGCAAGGUGACAUUGAAAUAUGAUUCAUGGCACAAAGAUAUUCUGGCCAAGUUUGGAUCAUUGCUUGGAAAUGAAAUGCUGCGUCUUCAUGGUCAAAUCUCUAAGUAUCGCAGCGACCUGGAGCAGCAGUCUAUUGAAGCGGCGAGUACAUCUGAUGCUGUGUGCUUCAUCACCUACGUUCAGUCACUCAAACGGAACAUGAAGAGCAUGGAGAAAGAGGUUGAAAUGUAUAGGGAAGGUCAGAGAAUUUUGGAGCGUCAACGUUUCCAAUUUCCAAGCAGCUGGCUGCAUGUCGACAACAUUGAGGGAGAAUGGAGCGCUUUCAAUGAGAUUAUCAAGAGAAAGGAUUCCUCUAUUCAGACACAGGUGCAAAGUCUGCAGCAGAAGAUAGUGGCGGAGGACAAGGCUGUGGAGUCGCGCACCCACGAUUUUCUUGUGGACUGGGAGCACAGCAAGCCGGUGGAGGGGCGGCUGCGCCCAGACGAGGCGUUGCAGCAGCUGCAGCUGUUCGAGAGCAAGUUCGCGCGACUCAAGGAGGAGCGUGACAAUGUCGCCAAAGCCAAGGAAGCGCUCGAACUCCAGGACCCAGGUGGUGUGGUAACUAGUGAAGACCGUAUGGCUGUUGUCUUUGAAGAACUGCAAGACUUGCGAGGUGUGUGGUCGGAGCUCAGCCGUAUUUGGAACCAAAUUGAUGAGCUGCGUGAAAAGCCGUGGUUGUCCAUCCAGCCGAGAAAGCUGAGACAGCAACUCAACACGCUCACCUCUCAGCUUAAGGAGCUGCCUGCCAGGCUCCGUCAGUACUCGUCUUAUGACUACGUCAAACGGCUGCUUCAAGGAUACACUAAGGUGAACAUGAUGAUAGUAGAGUUGAAGUCAGAUGCGUUGAAGGAGCGUCACUGGAAACAGUUGAUGCGUCGGCUGAGAGUGAACUGGGUGCUGUCAGACCUCUCCCUCGGACAAGUCUGGGAUGUCGAUCUACUGGCCAACGAGCCCGUUGUCAAAGAGAUCAUUCUAACUGCUCAAGGAGAGAUGGCCCUUGAAGAAUUCUUGCGUCAGGUUCGAGAAUCUUGGCAGAGCUACGAAUUGGAUUUGAUCAAUUACCAGAACAAGUGCCGACUGAUCAGAGGAUGGGACGACCUGUUCAACAAAGUGAAAGAGCACAUCAACUCGGUGGCCGCCAUGAAACUGUCUCCUUACUACAAGGUAUUUGAAGAAGAAGCUCUGACAUGGGAGGAAAAGCUGAACCGGAUAAAUGCCCUAUUCGAUGUGUGGAUUGACGUGCAGAGGCGCUGGGUCUAUCUCGAAGGAAUAUUUUCAGGCAGCGUUGAUAUCAAGACUCUGUUGCCUGUUGAAACUUCACGUUUCCAAAACAUCAGCUCCGACUUCCUUGGUUUGAUGAAGAAAGUCUCCAAAUCUCCGAUGGUAAUGGAUGUUCUCAACAUUCAAGGAGUUCAAAGAUCCUUGGAGAGACUUGCUGAUCUUCUGGGGAAAAUUCAGAAAGCUCUCGGAGAGUAUUUGGAAAGAGAGAGGACCUCAUUCCCGAGAUUCUACUUUGUGGGUGAUGAAGAUCUCCUAGAAAUAAUCGGUAACAGCAAAAACGUUGCUCGUCUGCAGAAGCACUUCAAGAAAAUGUUUGCUGGUGUGGCUGCCAUUCUACUCAAUGAAGACAACACCGUGAUAACUGGAAUCGCGUCAAGAGAAGGAGAAGAAGUGAAAUUCUGUACACCAGUGUCAACCACUGAUCAUCCGAAAAUCAACGAAUGGCUGACACUCGUUGAACGAGAGAUGCGCGUGACUUUGGCCUCGUAUCUGGCUCAAGCCGUGCAAGACAUCAAGCAGUUCAAGGAAGGCUCCAUAGAUCCAUCCGCCUACAUGGCCUGGUGUGACAAGUAUCAGGCGCAAAUAGUAGUGCUUGCAGCGCAGAUCUUGUGGAGCGAAGACGUGGAGGCGGCUCUGCACCAGAUGGGCUCGACUGCCGAUGGAGAAAGCAAGAUGGCGCCACUGGAGCGUGUGCUGUCGCAGGUCGAGAACACACUCACCGUGCUAGCCGACUCCGUGUUGCAGGAGCAGCCACCGCUCAGAAGAAAGAAGCUCGAACACUUGAUCAACGAGUUUGUGCACAAGAGAACUGUGACCAGACGUUUGAUAGCGAACCGCAUAAGCAGUCCAAAGGCAUUCGAGUGGCUGUGCGAGAUGCGCUUCUACUUUGAUCCCAGACAGAGCGAAGUUUUGCAGCAGCUGACAAUCCACAUGGCCAAUGCCAAAUUCCUCUACGGAUUCGAAUACUUGGGAGUUCAGGACAGGCUGGUGCAAACUCCGUUGACGGACAGAUGCUAUCUGACUAUGACUCAAGCUCUGGAAGCACGUCUUGGUGGAUCGCCAUUUGGUCCUGCUGGAACAGGAAAAACUGAAUCGGUCAAAGCCCUUGGACAUCAGUUGGGAAGAUUUGUGCUGGUGUUCAAUUGCGAUGAAACAUUCGACUUCCAGGCUAUGGGAAGAAUUUUCGUCGGUUUGUGCCAGGUGGGUGCAUGGGGUUGCUUCGAUGAAUUCAACCGAUUAGAAGAGCGAAUGUUGUCAGCCGUGUCGCAACAAGUGCAAACCAUCCAGGAAGCACUAAAAUCACAAGCCUCGAAGAAAGAAAGCUCAAUCACGGUGGAGCUGGUUGGCAAACAGGUGAAAGUGUCGACGGACAUGGCAGUGUUCAUCACGAUGAACCCGGGAUACGCAGGACGCUCCAAUCUGCCUGACAACCUGAAGAAGCUGUUCCGCUCGCUGGCCAUGACCAAGCCCGAUCGCCAGCUCAUUGCCGAAGUCAUGCUUUUCUCGCAGGGAUUCCGGUCCGCUGAGAAGCUCGCCUGCAAAAUUGUUCCGUUCUUCAAGUUAUGUGAUGAACAACUGUCGAAUCAGUCGCAUUAUGAUUUCGGUUUGCGAGCACUGAAGUCGGUGCUUGUGUCAGCCGGAAACGUGAAGCGCGAUCGCAUCCAGCGAAUCAAAGAGCACAAGAAGAACACAGGCGAAACCGUCAUUGAUGAGGCUUCAAUCGCUGAAAAUCUUCCUGAACAAGAGAUUCUUAUUCAAUCAGUGUGCGAGACAAUGGUGCCGAAGCUGGUUGCUGAAGAUAUACCAUUGCUCUUCUCACUACUCAAUGAUGUAUUCCCACAAGUUCAGUACACCAGGGCUGAGAUGACAGGUUUGAAAGAGCAAAUCAGAAAGGUGUGUCAAGAGGAGUAUCUCGUUUGUGGAGAAGGUGAUGAGCAAGGAAGUCCGUGGAUGGAAAAGUGCUUCAUGGGAGAAACUUGGAUCGAGAAGGUGCUACAACUGUUCCAAAUCUGCAACCUGAACCAUGGCCUGAUGAUGGUGGGCCCCAGUGGCUCGGGCAAGUCGACAGCCUGGCGAGUGCUUCUGAAAGCCCUUGAGAGGUACGAGGGCACAGAGGGUGUGGCACAUGUCAUCGACCCGAAGGCCAUCUCCAAAGAGGCGCUGUACGGUGUGCUCGACCCCAACACCCGCGAAUGGACCGACGGCCUCUUCACACACGUUCUCAGAAAAAUCAUAGACAACGUGAGAGGAGAAAUAAACAAAAGACAAUGGAUCAUAUUCGAUGGCGACGUCGACCCGGAGUGGGUGGAGAACCUCAACUCCGUCCUUGAUGACAACAAGCUGCUCACUCUGCCAAACGGUGAACGUCUGUCGCUCCCUCCAAACGUCAGAAUUAUGUUCGAGGUACAAGACCUGAAGUAUGCGACCCUGGCGACAGUCUCCCGUUGCGGUAUGGUGUGGUUUAGUGAGGACGUCCUCUCCACAGAAAUGAUUUUCGAAAAUUAUCUGGCUCGGCUCCGAAACAUCCCAUUGGAAGAGGGUGAUGAUGAUUAUCUUGGAUUGACAUCGAAGAAGAACCAGAGCGAAAUCAACAAGGAAGAAGAAAUAUCGCCAACCAUGCAGGUUCAAUUGGAUGCCGCAAACAUUUUCCAAACAUACUUCUCUCCGGAUGGUCUGGUUGUGCGUUGCCUUGAAUAUGCAAUGACACAAGAACACAUCAUGGACUUCACCAGACUGCGAGCUCUCAGCUCAUUGUUUUCUAUGUUGAAUCAGGGUGUCAGGAAUGUUGUACAAUACAACCAGUCUCAUUCUGACUUUCCGCUACCCGCUGAAGAUCUUGAGCGUUACAUCCCGAAAGUUCUCAUCUACUCCCUGCUGUGGAGUUUUGCCGGCGACGCUAAACUGAAAGUUCGAUCCGAUUUGGGAGAUUUCAUUCGUUCGGUUACUACUAUUCCUCUGCCUUCUGUCAAUGCCAACAUGCCAAUCAUUGAUUAUGAAGUGAAUAUCUCCGGCGAAUGGAGCUUGUGGUCGAAUAAAGUUCCUCAGAUCGAAGUGGAAACUCAUAAAGUGGCUGCUCCUGAUGUAGUUGUACCCACGCUUGACACUGUACGACAUGAAGCAUUGCUAUACACAUGGCUUGCCGAGCAUAAACCAUUAGUUUUGUGCGGACCUCCCGGGUCGGGAAAAACGAUGACACUGCUGUCUGCGUUGCGAGCUCUACCUGACAUGGAAGUGGUUGGCUUGAACUUCUCGUCUGCUACCACUCCCGAGCUGCUCUUGAAAACAUUCGAUCACUAUUGUGAAUAUAGGAAAACACCCAAUGGUGUUGUAUUGGCUCCUGUCCAGCUGGGCAAAUGGCUGGUGCUGUUCUGCGACGAAAUCAACCUGCCGGACAUGGACCAGUACAGCACGCAGCGGGUGAUUUCGUUCCUGCGGCAGCUGGUGGAGCACCGCGGCUUCUUCCGCACCACGGACCAGGCGUGGGUCUCCCUUGAGCGCAUCCAGUUUGUCGGCGCCUGCAACCCGCCCACCGAUCCCGGUCGUAAGCCGCUCUCGCACCGCUUCCUGCGUCACGUGCCCGUCAUCUAUGUCGACUAUCCUGGAGAAACGUCGCUCAAACAGAUCUAUGGAACGUUCAGUAGAGCGAUGCUGAGAUUGAUUCCACCGUUGCGAGGCUAUGCCGAGCCGCUGACAAACGCCAUGGUCGAGUUCUACCUGGCCUCACAAGAGCGGUUCACUCAGGACAUGCAGCCUCACUACGUCUACUCGCCACGAGAAAUGACUCGAUGGGUGCGGGGCAUCUGUGAAGCUAUUCGGCCACUGGAUUCACUGACGGUUGAAGGACUGGUUCGAUUGUGGGCGCAUGAAGCACUGCGUCUGUUCCAAGAUCGUUUGGUGGAGGAGUCCGAGCGGAAAUGGACGAACGACAACAUCGACAUAGUCGCCCUGAAGCACUUCCACGGCGUCGACAAGGAGGCCGCUCUGGCCAGACCCAUUCUCUACAGCAACUGGCUGUCCAAGGAUUACAUUCCUGUCGAUAGAAAUGAGCUGCGUGACUAUGUCAAGGCCAGGCUUAAGGUGUUCUAUGACGAAGAACUAGAUGUGCCACUUGUGCUUUUCGAUGAAGUAUUGGAUCAUGUACUCCGUAUCGACCGAAUUUUCCGACAACCGCAGGGCCAUCUGCUGCUGAUCGGUGUUUCUGGCGCAGGAAAAACUACUCUGUCGCGAUUUGUUGCCUUCAUGAACGGACUUUCUGUCUUUCAAAUUCGGGCUCACAAUAAAUACACUGGUGAAGACUUUGAUGAAGACUUGCGCUCAGUGCUGCGUCGCGCCGGCUGCAAGAAUGAAAAGAUAGCAUUCAUUCUCGAUGAGUCCAAUGUCUUGGAAUCUGGCUUCUUGGAGAGAAUGAACACUCUGCUAGCUAAUGGAGAGGUUCCUGGCUUAUUCGAAGGAGAUGAAUACACUACACUGAUGACUCAGUGCAAAGAAGGCACUCAAAGGGAAGGCCUGAUGCUAGACUCGAACGAAGAGCUGUACAAAUGGUUCACGGGACAGGUGAUGAAGAAUCUGCAUGUUGUUUUCACAAUGAAUCCGUCCUCUGAAGGCCUCAAGGACCGGGCAGCCACUUCGCCCGCUCUCUUCAACAGAUGCGUUCUCAACUGGUUCGGAGACUGGUCAGAUGGCGCUUUGUACCAGGUAGCACAUGAAUUCACGUACCUGCUGGACCUACAAGGCAGUCCGACAUGGACGCCUCCGGACUUCUUCCCGGCGGCUUAUGCAGGCCUGUCGCCGACGCCGGCGCACAGAGAUGCCGUCAUCAACGCCUGUGUCUACGUGCACCAGACGCUGCACAAGGCCAACGCCCGGCUCGCCAAGCGAGGAGGACGCACCAUGGCUAUCACUCCUCGCCAUUACCUGGACUUCAUCAACCACUUUGUGAAACUGCAUCGUGAAAAGUGUUCUGAACUAGAAGAACACCAAAUGCAUUUGAACGUUGGUCUGGGAAAGAUUGCCGAAACAGUCGAACAAGUCGAGGAAAUGCAAAAGUCGCUGGCUGUCAAAUCACAGGAGCUGCAAGCCAAAAAUGAAGCUGCUAACGCAAAACUGAAACAAAUGUUGCAAGAUCAACAGGAGGCUGAAAAGAAGAAAGUGCAGAGCCAGGAAAUUCAAUCUGAAAUUGAAAAGCAAACGAUUCAGAUAUCUCAGAAACGAGAAGAUGUAAUGGCUGACCUUGAUAAGGUUGAACCGGCCGUCAUUGAAGCUCAGCAAGCUGUGAAGUCGAUCAAGAAGCAGCACCUGGUAGAGGUGCGCUCUAUGGCCAACCCGCCGGCCAUCGUGAAGGUGACCUUGGAGUCGAUCUGCCUGCUGCUCGGCGAGGGCACUACCUCCCCCGCCGACUGGAAGACCAUCCGAUCCGUCAUCAUGCGCGAAAACUUCAUUUCCACCAUCGUCAAUUUCAAUACCGAAGAUCUCACAGAUGAAGUUCGAGAGAAGAUGCACUCGCGGUAUCUGAACAACCCGGAAUAUACAUUUGAGAAAGUUAGCAGAGCCAGUAUGGCCUGUGGCCCUAUGGUCAAAUGGGCCGUCGCUCAGGUGAGCUACGCCGAUAUGCUGAAGAAAGUAGAGCCGCUGCGCGAAGAGCUGCACAGCCUAGAGGUGCAGGCGGCCGAGAACAAGGAGAAGGGCGAAGAGAUGAAGGCACUGAUCGCGCAGCUGGAGAAGAGCAUCGCCGCCUACAAGGACGAGUACGCACAGCUGAUCUCACAGGCGCAGGCCAUCAAGGCCGACCUUGAGAACGUGCAGGCCAAGGUCGACCGGUCGAUCGCGCUGCUCAAGUCGCUGGGCAUCGAGCGCGAGCGCUGGGAGGCCACCAGUGAAACAUUCAAGUCGCACAUGUCCACCAUUGUCGGGGAUGUGCUGCUGUCGGCCGCCUACCUUGCCUAUGCUGGCUACUUUGACCAACAUUUCUCCAAUUUCUUCAAUAAAUUUUGUCCAUUUCAGAGAUUCAACAGAUACCCUCUGAUCAUUGACCCAUCAGGACAAGCGACUGAGUUCAUCUUGAAUGAAUUCAGAGACAGAAAGAUCACUAAGACCAGCUUCUUGGAUGACUCGUUUAGAAAGAAUCUGGAAUCUGCCCUGCGAUUCGGUAACCCACUUCUGGUUCAAGAUGUGGAGAACUACGACCCGAUCCUAAACCCGGUGCUGAACCGCGAGCUGCGACGCACAGGCGGCCGCGUGCUGAUCACCCUGGGCGACCAGGACAUCGACCUGUCACCCUCGUUCGUCAUCUUCCUGUCGACGCGCGACCCCACCGUCGAGUUCCCACCCGACAUCUGCUCGCGCGUCACCUUCGUCAACUUCACGGUCACCCGCAGCUCGCUGCAGUCGCAGUGCCUCAACCAGGUGCUCAAGUCCGAGCGACCCGACAUCGACGAGAAGCGAUCCGAUCUACUCAAACUUCAAGGAGAGUUCCAUCUUCGUCUACGUCAGCUUGAGAAGUCUCUGCUCCAAGCUCUCAACGAAGCCAAAGGAAAGAUUCUGGAUGAUGAUUCAGUCAUCACUACAUUGGAAACCCUGAAACAAGAAGCGGCAGAUAUCAGUAAGAAAGUUGAGGAAACUGAUAAGGUCAUUGCUGAAAUUGACACCGUGUCCCAGCAGUAUAAACCUCUGUCUCAGGCAUGCAGUAAUAUGUACUUCACCAUGGACAGCCUCAAUCAAAUACAUUUCCUCUACCAAUACUCACUGCAGUUCUUCUUGGAUAUAUUCAGCUCAGUACUGCUCAACAAUCCUAAGCUUGAUUCCAUCACCGACUAUAACAGUCGUCUGGGCAUUAUAACUAAAGACUUGUUCGCUGUAUGCUACGAGCGUGUUGCCAGAGGCAUGCUUCACACGGAUCGACUUACUCUUGGCAUCCUGCUGUGCCGCAUCCACCUGAAGGGCGUGCCCAGUGAGCCCUCCCUCGAUCAGGAGUUCCAGUUCUUCCUGCGCGGCAAGGAGGGUGUCUUCAAUGCAAGAGCCCCCGCCAUCGAAGGCCUCUCUCAGGAACAUCACGAUGCUAUGCUCAGACUUACAUCCAGGUUGCCAGCUUUUAAAAAUUUGGCGAAAAAGAUUCAGGAAAUGCCAGAAUUUAGUGCCUGGCUGCAACAGAGCACUCCAGAAAACUGCGUUCCCAGAUUAUGGGAGGAAGAGAAGGCGUUGAGUCCAAUUGGAACUGCUAUGUAUCAACUGCUACUGAUUCAGGCAUUCAGGCCAGACCGCGUGAUAGCGGCCAGCUACCUGCUGGUGUCGGCCGUGCUGGGUGAGGGCUUCACGGCGCGGGCGGAGCGCGAACUGGACCUGGCCACCAUAGUGGAGACCGAGCUGAACGCCAAUGUGCCGGCACUGCUCUGCUCGGUGCCCGGAUAUGAUGCCAGCUCCCGGGUCGACGACCUCGCCGCCGAGAAGGGCAAGCAGAUCGCCAGCAUCGCCAUCGGAUCAGCCGAGGGAUUCAACCAGGCGAGCAACAUGAUCAACGUGGCAGUGCGUUCGGGUCGCUGGGUGCUGCUGAAGAACGUGCACCUGGCGCCGCAGUGGCUGGUGCAGCUGGAGAAGAAGCUGCACAGCCUGCAGCCGCACGCCGCAUUCCGGCUCUUCCUCACCAUGGAGAUCAACGCCAAAGUGCCGGUCAACCUGCUGCGUGCCGGACGCAUCUUCGUAUUCGAGCCACCACCCGGCAUCAAGGCCAACUUGUUGCGUACGUUCAGCACUGUGCCUGCCUCUCGCAUGAUGAAGGUUCCGAACGAACGCGCGCGCCUCUACUUCCUGCUGGCGUGGUUCCACGCGAUUGUUCAGGAGCGCCUGCGCUACGUGCCACUCGGCUGGGCCAAGUACUACGAGUUCAACGAGUCGGACCUUCGAGUCGCCUGCGACACGCUCGACCUGUGGAUCGAGGCCACGGCCAUGGGUCGCACCAACCUCAGCCCCGAGAAGGUGCCGUGGGACGCACUGGUCACCCUGCUCUCGCAGUGCAUCUACGGCGGCAAGAUCGACAACGACUUUGACCAGCGCCUGCUGGCCUCGUUCCUCGCCAAACUGUUCACGCCGCGCAGCUUUGAGUCUGACUUUGCGCUGGUGGCGAAUGUGGAUGGCGUGGCGGGUGGACCCGGCGGGCACCGGCACAUCACCAUGCCUGACGGCACCCGGCGCGACCACUUCCUCCACUGGAUCGAGACCCUGUCCGACCGCCAGACACCCUCCUGGCUCGGCCUGCCCAACAACGCCGAAAAGGUCCUGCUCACAACAAGAGGAACGGAUCUGGUGAGCAAGCUGCUAAAGAUGCAGCAGCUGGAGGACGAGGAUGAGCUGGCCUACUGCAGGGAGGAUUCAGCGGCGGGUCUGGACACCGCGGCCCGCGAGAGUCAGGUGGACGGCCGCCCCGCCUGGAUGCGCACCCUCCACACCUCCGCCUCCACCUGGCUACAGCUGCUGCCCAAAUCACUGCAGACUCUGAAGCGAACUGUUGAAAACAUAAAGGACCCACUAUACAGAUACUUUGAGCGUGAAGUGAACUCAGGAUCUCGUCUGCUCCGUGAUGUAAUUCAUGAUCUGGAGGACGUUGUCGCCAUUUGUCAGGGUGAGAAGAAGCAGACCAACUACCACCGUGCCAUGCUGAGCGACUUGGUGAAGGGUAUCUUGCCGAGCAGCUGGCGUCGCUACACGGUUCCGCGCGGCUGUACCGUCAUCCAGUGGAUCACCGACUUCCGGAACAGAGUUGUCCAACUGCAAAAGGUGUCCUCGCUCGUGUCACAGGGCGGAGCUAAAGAGAUCAAGACGUUUCCAGUGUGGUUGGGUGGACUUCUAAACCCAGAAGCUUACGUGACGGCAACCAGGCAGUGCAUUGCCCAAGCGAAUAGCUGGUCUCUGGAAGAGCUGGUGCUGGAUGUCACUAUCACCGACUCCAAUGACCCAGCCGUUGACGAAUGCAGUUUUGGAGUUGUUGGUUUGAAAUUGCAAGGAGCUCAGUGUCGCAACAAUCAAUUGCUGCUGACGUCAACUAUAAUGAUGGACCUUCCAUUGACACUUCUUCGAUGGGUUCGAGGUACUCCCGGCACUGAAGUCCAAGGGAAACUAACUCUUCCCGUCUAUCUGAACUCGACGAGAACUGAGUUGCUGUUUACCGUGGACCUGAACAUUGCUCCCGGCCAAGACCAGCACAGCUUCUAUGAAAGAGGAGUGGCUGUUCUCACCUCUACCGCUCUCAACUGAGAGCUGCAUACAUUCUAGCUUUAUCAUCUAAACGAUACUUAGUAUCUUUUAUGUUUCACGUUAUUUCUGUUUCAAGUGCUUUAAUAGUCAGUGUUGAAUUUAUAUCUGUCAUUAUUUGUUGAUUUAGAAUGUAUUAUUAUUCUUCCAAUGCAUUUUAUAUUAUUGUUAAUCUUCAUUUAUCUUGUUCUAUGUUUUAAACAUCCUCAACACGUUUUAUAUGUAUUAACAUCGCAUCGACAAUUAACUCCUAGCCUAGCUUAUCUUUUUAGAAGAUUCAUACUUAUAAUACAGAUUUCCUUUCAUUGUCAUUGCUUUUACCUGUAAGCUUCAUGUAUGUUAUGCAUCUAGUAGGCCUAGAUAAUUUCUAAUUUGCGAUUUUAAAAAUCUUAUAGCAAUGUGCAAAUAUAUGAUUCUAUGAAUAAUAAUAAAAUAAUAAUUGAAUGUAA